This is a messenger RNA of Cimex lectularius (bed bug), 2663 nucleotides long. Its product is annotated as gastrula zinc finger protein XlCGF26.1. Gene Ontology annotation, molecular function: zinc ion binding. Gene Ontology annotation, cellular component: nucleus. NCBI's taxonomy places the organism in Eukaryota, Metazoa, Arthropoda, Insecta, Hemiptera, Cimicidae. The coding region runs from base 378 to 2033 and encodes 551 amino acids. The record is from RefSeq and is a predicted model, not a curated record. The transcript is spliced from 9 exons.
GCGCCUCACUUCGAACAAUGACGUCGGUUUAUUGCUUGACGUGCUGCUAUCUCGAGACCAUGGACGAACUUCCAUUUUCGACACAUUAACUUUGUUGUGUUUCCAUUUUUAUGUUUUGAGCGUUAUCUCACAUCUAAAAUAAAUAAACGCUUUUUUUCGGUCACCUUCGGAGGCGAUUUACGCAGCGGGGAACUUUCCGCGUUUUUAUUUGAAACCCGUUCCGUCUCACUUAAUAGGAGGGAAAAAAUAGUGAAGUCUUAUGUUUACAUCCGCCAUGGACGACGACUUUGCAUGUUUAGUCGUGGAUUUCAUCUGUGUUGGUGCCUACUUCGUUUCGCGGUGGAGGUCGUUUUGAACAAGCGAGACCCUACGACGACAUGGACGGGAUGGAGUUGUGCCGACUCUGCGCCCUCGAGAAGGAUUACCUUUUGUGCAUUUACGGCGAGGAAGGAAACAGACUGUGCAUCGAGGCCAAAAUUAAAAAAUGCCUCAACAUCGAGCUAGCUGACAGGGAGAACCUUCCAAAAUCCAUCUGUUUAGAAUGUUGUACAAAGCUAGAUGCAUUUGAUGAGUUUCUCGACAGCACUUUAUCAGCACAAACAACACUUAACAUUAUUUUUCCAGAAAAGUCAAAAUUUAAGAAUGAACUUCCUAUAUCUACAACCAACAAUGUUAUAGAGAGAGUAAUGAAAAAUCAUGAAUCAGAAGAAGAAUUUGAUGAUGAGUCUGAAGAAAUACCCUUCACAAUUGAUUCUUCAAACAGCGAUGUUUUGUUGAAAGUACAGGACGCCCAAUUCAUCGUCCAAAAGCAAGACGGGAAUCAAAUUAGCAAUCUAGCCAAUAGUGAAAUAACGCCAAGUGAAGAAUCCAGUAGCUACAAAUGUGAAACUAAUGAAACCAGCAGCGAUCCGGAUUCAGAUAACGGAAAAGCAAAGGAUUGGGAACCUCAAAAUUGGCUGUGUUCAGAUUGUUCAGAGGAAUUUACUUCAGUUGACGAUUUACGUUUGCAUCAUGCCAAUGAGCAUAAACAAGAUCCCCGGUACAUGUGUGCUUACUGUUCUAAGCUCUUCCUAGUUUUCAAUGGCUUUAUUACACACAUUAAAAGACAUAAAAACGGGUUAAAAUACAGCUGUGAUGAUUGUGGAAAAGGGUUUUCUAAUAAGAAAGUAUUGGAAUCACACCGCCUUACACAUUCCGAUGUCAAACCGUAUGUUUGUCAAGAGUGCGGCAAGUGUUUUAGGCAGCAGAGUGCUCUUUAUAUUCACAGUCGAUGUCAUUUGCCUGAUGCUGUAAAAAAUAAAUAUCCUUGUGACCAAUGUAACAAACAGUUUUCUAGCAAGCCCAAUUUGGUGACACACAUGAGGAUUCAUACCGGUGUUCGGAAUUUUACGUGUGACCAAUGUGGAAAAAGUUUUAUUCAAAAAGGAAAUCUUGACGCCCACCUUCUGACCCAUUCCCAUGAUAAACCUUUCUCCUGUGAAGUUUGUAAUAAAAGAUUUAAAACAGGGAUGCAAGUACGGAAACAUCACUCGGUGCACACCGGAGCAAAACCACACCAAUGUGAUGUAUGUGGAAGAACUUUCAGGGAGAAAGGCACGCUGAGGGAACACCACAGGAUUCACAGCGGUGCAAUGCCGUUUACAUGUGAAUUUUGUGGAAAGGCAUUUAGAUUCAAAGGAAUACUUACAACGCACAGAAGGCAGCAUACCGGAGAAAGGCCCUAUUCCUGUGUAGAAUGCCAACACCACUUCACAAACUGGCCAAAUUACAACAAGCACAUGAAGAGAAGACACGGGAUCAACACGAGUCGCUCGGCACGUACUGAGAAACAAAUCACACCUCCACCGCCCCCGCCCCCACAACAAAUCAUCACCGGUACAUACCAAGACAUCCAAACUCCUGAUUUGUACACAAACAUUUCUACACAGAACAUAAACCAGAACCUUCCUACUUACAUGGCUUAUAAUGUGUACAGUCUCUCUCAGGAGACACCGCUCGAUCCGACUUCAACUAUAGACAUACUUCCAAGAUAAUCUAAUGUUUGCAAUAAUUGAGGCCAUUAUGGACAAAAUGCCUCUAUUUUUGUAUAAUUUUAAUGAAUUUUGUUUUAGCCUAGUGCUUGAAUUUUACAAAUUGACUGUUACAAAGCUUGAGCCCACUCUAAAAGGGUUAUCGCCACAACUAAAAAAUGUUUUUGUUAAAAACAAAUUUUAUAUUUAUGUCUUGAUAAAAAUUAUGUAGCUACAUAUAGAAAAACCAGGAUGGUUUUCAGUAGCUUUUUAGCAACCGUUAUGUUAAUUAAGUUUUUAAAAAACUACAUAUAUAUUUCCUUAUGUAAAAUGUUUAUUAUUUUGCCCCACCUAGAAAAAAAUUUGGUGGUUUUUAAACAUGAAUCGUAGAAAUAAAUUAAAAAUUAGUUUCAAGGUUUUCCUGAAUAUUUCCAUAAAAAAUUGUUCUUUACCCCAUUCCCACCUUAAAAAACCUUGAAAUUGAAUUUUGUAAUCUCGUACACGAAUCUAAAUACAUAAAGGUUUAAAUACAUUUAUAUUUUACUGGAAAUACAUGCUGGUCAGAAAAACAGCACUUUUUUGACGGUUUUAUUUGUUCUGUUUCAUUCCUAAUAACUUAAGAAAUUAAAAUUGUGCAUUGUUUGUUUUUUUUAA